Leptinotarsa decemlineata (Colorado potato beetle) is the source of this 657-nucleotide messenger RNA. RefSeq lists its product as uncharacterized. Lineage: Eukaryota; Metazoa; Arthropoda; Insecta; Coleoptera; Chrysomelidae. The record is from RefSeq and is a predicted model, not a curated record.
AACUUAUGAAAUUUCAACUACUUACUAGUGAAUAAAAUAUGAUUUCAAUAUAACUUUUGAUUUUUGUGAACGUCAAAGAGACACCUUUUCGAACUUGCAGUAUUCAUUGUAAUGAUUUAUUCUAAAUUCUUCAUAUCCCAGGAAUUCCUAGAAAAAGUACACGAAGAAGAAUCGAAAAAGUUCAAAAUUGUUGACACAAUGUUGAGAUCCUUAUACAAAGAUCAAAGACUUGAACUUCUGGUGGAAGAAAUAAAAACACAGCUAGAUACAAAUUGUCACUCAGUCAAAUAUACAAUAACUGAUGAGCAAUCGGAAGAGUCAGGAAUCAAUGAAAAAAGCGCGAGCAAACUUAUACUUGAUUAUUUGAGUAAUGGUCUUCUUCGUCCACCUGAUUCAACUGAUAUGAAAUCGCCCACUGUUCAUUCAGUGUCUACAGAAGGGACGUAUGAUAUCCCAGAAGAAUAUUUGAAUGAGUUGGAAAGAACUAUAGCAAAAAGUAAGGAAAGUAUUACAGAGUUUGUUGAAACGCAGUUAAUGAAAUAUGAAGAAGAUUUGAAAGAAAUUUGGAAUAGUGAGUUGAAUUUCAUUCUGGACUUAUACAAUGUCAAAUACGAUGAGAAGAAUAUAUUCUUUUAUCAAAUUCAAACUUUCAUAUAG